AUGGACGCCGACGCCGGCCGCCGAUUCCUCGUCACGAUCUCUCCAUCCGCGGCAGCCGAUGGCGAAGGGAUCGGGGACGAAUUGACCGAGGACGACGUCCUCUGGACCGACGAUUUCAACGUAGCUGUCCCCGCCAAACAGGCACCCAAGCGCAAGGGCGGCGGCGGCCACAGGCGCUGCGUGUCCUUCCAGCAAGGCAACUCGGGGAUUCUGGCGGCACUGCCGGAGAUCAAUUACCAGUCCGUGCUCCACCGCAAGCCGACCUCAUUGCCGUCGCCAGUGAAGGCGAUCCCGGCGUGGGUGCCGAGGCCGGAGCGAGAGAACGCGACGCAAUCGGCUCCCGCGCGGAAAUUCCAGCAAUCGGCUCCGAUGAAGGUGCCGAUGUUGUCGAUCGCCAUGGCUAAACAGAGGAAUAGCAGGUUCAAGGAAGAGUACGAGGAAGGGCUGACUGGUGGAGAUGAAGAGAUGAUGCUGCCGCCGCACGAGAUCGUGGCCAGGGGAUGGAUGCAGUCGUCCUCUUCGAUGUUGGAAGGAGUUGGGCGAACUCUCAAGGGGAGGGAUCUCAGACAGGUUAGGAACGCCGUGUUUCGCCAAACUGGGUUUCUCGACUAA
Linum tenue is the source of this 612-nucleotide messenger RNA. The record is from the annotation of a GenBank genome assembly. NCBI's taxonomy places the organism in Eukaryota, Viridiplantae, Streptophyta, Magnoliopsida, Malpighiales, Linaceae.